Molecule: messenger RNA, 1615 nt
Organism: Teleopsis dalmanni
Lineage: Eukaryota; Metazoa; Arthropoda; Insecta; Diptera; Diopsidae
Gene: Clic
Product: chloride intracellular channel exc-4
Exons: 6
Coding region: 154-927 (257 amino acids)
Biological process (GO): chloride transport
Cellular component (GO): apical plasma membrane; cytoplasm
Molecular function (GO): DNA binding; chloride channel activity
Source: RefSeq, a predicted model, not a curated record
CCAUUUUAGUUUCUUCCAGGAGUCGUCAGCGGUUGUAACAUCGCAGCGGAAAGUUCGGAGGUGUACUAGUGUUUUUUUUUAGUGAACAUUAAAAUACAACUAAACUUAUUUGUGCAUUGCAUUCACAAAUAGUUUUAUCGAAAUAUUAUCAAGAUGUCUGAAGCCGAGAAUCAAGAAACUAAUGGAAUCAGCAACGGCGAUGUGCCAGAAAUAGAGUUGAUUAUAAAGGCAUCCACUAUUGACGGUCGUCGUAAGGGAGCAUGUUUAUUUUGCCAGGAAUAUUUUAUGGAUUUGUACCUAUUGGCUGAAUUGAAGACAAUUAGUCUUAAGGUAACUACAGUUGAUAUGCAGAAACCGCCACCAGAUUUUCGCACCAACUUUGAGGCAACACAUCCUCCAAUAUUGAUCGAUAAUGGCUUGGCAAUUCUUGAGAAUGAUAAAAUUGAACGGCACAUCAUGAAGAAUAUUCCCGGUGGAUAUAAUCUUUUUGUACAGGAUAAGGAAGUGGCUACACUUAUUGAAAAUUUGUAUGUCAAACUUAAGCUGAUGUUGGUAAAAAAAGACGAGUCCAAAAACAAUGCACUUUUGUCGCACUUGAGAAAGAUCAAUGAUCAUUUGGCAAAUCGUAAUACUCGCUUCCUAACUGGAGACACAAUGUGCUGCUUCGAUUGUGAAUUAAUGCCUCGAUUACAGCAUAUUCGCGUUGCUGGCAAAUACUUCGUCGAUUUUGAGAUUCCGACAAACCUAACCGCUUUGUGGCGUUAUAUGUACCACAUGUAUCAAUUGGAUGCCUUUACACAAUCAUGUCCUGCUGACCAAGACAUAAUCAACCAUUACAAGCUGCAACAGAUGCUAAAAAUGAAGAAACAUGAAGAACUUGAAACGCCGACAUUUACCACAUCCAUUCCAAUCGACAUUUCAGAGUAAUGCAUUGACGUAGUGGUGAAGUUUAAGAAUUUUUUAUAAAAAUAAUUCUUAAGCAGUUAAAUUUGUAAAGCAACAUUACAUUGCUUUUCGUUUCAAAUUAUAUUUUCAAAUGCUUUGACAUAACUAACCAAGGAAGCUUCAUGAAUGAACUUGAAAUAGCUUAAAAUAGAAUCUGUCCCAAUUGUCUUUACAAAUAAAUAUUCCUUCAUUACUUAAGUAACUAAUUUACAACAAACUAUUGUAUCAAGAAGCUAACAUAUUAUAUCCUUGGAUAAAUUUUUUUUUCUAUUUUAAUGCAAAUAUGUGCUUUAUAAUGCGGUUUUUUUUAUUAAGUAAAUUAUUAGAACAGAACCUGUUGCCAAUUAAAAUAUUCAAUUCGUGAAUUUAAAAUUUUUUAUGCUAAAGUAUGAAAUUAGUAUUUGCUUUUUAAAUGUAUUACAUUUAAGAGCAUAAAUAAUUAAUUGUAAAAUCUAAAAUCAAAUGAUAGGUUUACAUGAUAUCUUUGUAUCAAUUAUUUUCAGUUGAAGCUUUACAAAAGCGAGAUUCUAAAUAAUUACUAACAAUAAUCGUUUACAAUAUUAUUAUUUUAUUUUUUUAAUUUACAUAUUAAUACUUAAAAUUAGAAUAUAUACUAUUUUGUAUAUACAGCUUAUAUAAUAAUAAAAUAUUUCAUAUAUUUGAUACAACA